Messenger RNA from Gossypium raimondii (Peruvian cotton), 537 nucleotides. Its product is annotated as serine/threonine-protein kinase PEPKR2-like. Gene Ontology annotation, biological process: peptidyl-serine phosphorylation; protein autophosphorylation; intracellular signal transduction. The record is from RefSeq and is a predicted model, not a curated record. The transcript has a single exon. Gene Ontology annotation, molecular function: calmodulin binding; ATP binding; calcium/calmodulin-dependent protein kinase activity. Gene Ontology annotation, cellular component: cytoplasm; nucleus. Bases 1 to 537 code for a protein of 178 amino acids. NCBI's taxonomy places the organism in Eukaryota, Viridiplantae, Streptophyta, Magnoliopsida, Malvales, Malvaceae.
AUGAGAAAGAAGAGGAAAGGAAGUGAAACUGAUGCAUCUCCGGAGGUAACCAACAAAUUUGCUUCGGCAUGUGAUUAUAUUAGGUCCCAUUUUUCAUUAGAAGAUUUUUCAAGGAUAAAGAAGAGGUGCAAAGAAGAUGUGGAUACACCUCCUGUUGGUUCAUGUAAAAGUAGACUCGCUGGCAUUGCUACUGGCCCGCCUUGCGGUGCGUCCUCAUUGGUGCCUCUAGGUAGAGGUCUUAAGAGGAAGAUGGGUUGCAUUGAGGUGAUUACACGGAUCAGUGGGACGAAAAAGGUUCAGGAUGAUUAUGUUAAAGGUAAUACGAUCGAGCAGGGGAAAUUCAGGUCAAUUUGGUUGUGUAGGUCUAGAACUAGUGGAGUAGAGUUUGCUUGUAAAACCUUGCUUAGGGGAGAAGAGACAGUUCACAGAGAGGUGGAGAUAAUGCAGCAUUUAUCUGGUCAUCCUGGGUUUGUGACUUUGCAGGUGCUGUAUGAGGAGCCGGACUGCUUUUAUCUCGUAAUAGAUUUGUGCUUUUGA